Hibiscus syriacus is the source of this 706-nucleotide messenger RNA. RefSeq names its product DNA-directed RNA polymerases II, IV and V subunit 6A-like. Bases 87 to 521 code for a protein of 144 amino acids. Gene Ontology annotation, molecular function: DNA binding; DNA-directed RNA polymerase activity. Gene Ontology annotation, biological process: DNA-templated transcription. The transcript is spliced from 6 exons. The record is from RefSeq and is a predicted model, not a curated record. Lineage: Eukaryota; Viridiplantae; Streptophyta; Magnoliopsida; Malvales; Malvaceae. Gene Ontology annotation, cellular component: nucleus; RNA polymerase III complex; RNA polymerase I complex.
UACAGCGAGGAAGCACCGAAGUGAAGCUUUGACCAAAAGCCUGCGACAAUCCAGACACUCUAAGCUUUCUUUGGGAAGAACCUACAAUGGCGGACGAAGACUAUAAUGACAUGGACAUGGGAUAUGAGGAUGAGCCACCAGAGCCUGAGAUUGAAGAAGGACCAGAGGAGGAUUUGGAAAACCCUAACAAUGAUGAUGUUCCUUUGGAACCUAUUGAAACCGAUGACAUCGGAGGCCAAGAAGCUAAAGACAAAACUACUCGCAAAACAUCAAAGUACAUGACUAAAUACGAGCGUGCUAGAAUCUUGGGUACCCGAGCCCUGCAAAUCAGUAUGAAUGCUCCUGUUAUGGUCGAGUUGGAGGGCGAGACUGACCCGCUAGAGAUUGCCAUGAAGGAGCUUCGAGAGCGGAAAAUACCCUUCACCAUACGCCGCUACUUGCCCGAUGGAAGUUAUGAAGACUGGGGAGUUGAUGAGUUGAUUGUCGAAGACUCAUGGAAGAGACAAGUUGGAGGCGAUUGAUUACUUGUCGAUCGAGUGUGUGAUUGUGGUCUGUAAGAGUUAUAACGCUGAGAUUUGGUCUAGUAAUGUAAAGAGACUUAUCUAGAAUGACGCCUUUCAAACCUAUGUUAGUUGACUCGUUUGAAGCCCUGUUCUCCUUUUGGUUUCGAACGGCAAGAAUGUAGCCUUCAAAAGGCACUUGGCCA